UGUUAUGGAUUGACACCAAUGAGAUAGUGUGCCAACACACAUAGAGAUAUACCCAUCUAAUGACAACAAGCCAUAUCUAUACUGCAAUUAACACGUGACAAUGUAUUGCAGCAAUCAGGUGUAGUGAGGAAGUGGGACGGAGGGAAGACAGGUAAGGACGAGUCAUCUCUCCGCCGUCUGUCUGCAUGCCCUUACACAUACCAGCCCUCGGGACUAUAUAUGCUAAUGAGAUCAGUCAAGUGACUGGGGGUAGAUACGGUACGUACGAGGGACUCAUGUGAUGCUGUAAUUAGCGGCCGUCCAAUGAGAGACAAAUGCCGACCAGUACGUGGCCGUACUAAGUGACAGCCCUUCGUACGACUAAUUCAUUCAUGUUUGUAUAUAUACCUACUAUAAUGUAUAUUAGAUGGCGGACUAACGUGGAUGGAGAGAGUGAAGUCUCGGUCUCGCUGUGUGUAACCCUGUGUAUCAACUACAUGUAGCUGCAGCAGAAACUAAACAAAGCAUAGCAGACGACACAACAAACAUCACACUAGUUCUGUUUCUUGGAAUCGAAACCAUGGAAGAUUUCCUUCCACUUUGGUCGAGCCUGGAACGUGAGCAGUACACGUUACAACGGUUGAAUUCGGCAGGUGAGGAAACGGACGGUAGCCAUGGUGACCAGAGAAGCAGCAGUCCCUCCAGUGUGUGGAGUCUGGAAUCCAUGGAUGAUGAAAUGUAUCUAGAAUAUUUGUUUUCUCAAGGAUUAGCGGAUUCUAUGGAUAAAACGGGGCAUAUGACUCCUGAAAUUGCCGAGUUUGAUAUUACCUCGGUUCCUACCUCUCCUGUCAAUACCAUAAACAUAAGCGCUAGUGCCAAAUUACCAAUUGUGCACUGCGAUUCAUUUGUCAGUGCCAGUUCACCUUUGUUCAUAGACAGCGCUGGUUCUGAUACGUCCGAGGACAGUUCAUGUGAUGAUGUGUUCGCUAGUUUUCCAAAUACGUGUAAUGAUAGUUCAGAAAAAGAAUUCGUGGUACUAGGAGUAGGACUACAGAAUCUAAUGCAUUCAUACGCCGCCAAAGCAGUGCCAACACAGGGCCAGGAAAUAUCCAUAGACUUUCCAAGAAAAACCCAAAUGGUAAACAGGUGUAACCGGAGUUACCUUACCAAACCCGGAUAUUCGUUCGCUUCUUCAGGUGCUUUAUUAACACAAACAAGCCUAUUAGACCCCGCCAAAAUACGAUCAAUCAAAGCACAUUCGUCCAAAGCAUUAGGCAUUAACAAAGACAAAAUAGAGGAGAAGAUUUAUCACUGUACCUACGCCGGUUGUAACAAAGUGUAUAGUAAAAGUUCUCACCUGAAGGCUCACCUACGGAGGCAUACCGGUGAGAAACCUUUCGAGUGUACCUGGUCAGGUUGUGGUUGGAGGUUCUCCAGGUCAGACGAACUAGCUAGACAUAAACGAUCUCACUCUGGAAUCAAACCCUACCAGUGUAAACUAUGUGACAAACGUUUUUCCCGGUCCGACCACUUGUCGAAACACCUUAAGGUUCAUCGUAAAAGGCAGACGUCAUAGAAGGCCGCACAGCUCGACGCGCUGGCGUGUACGGGCCAUCGAUCGAGUGGGAUACAGAUAUAUAUAAGAUCGAGCAACAUACCACAGGGAGAUCAAACCGCCGGGGUACACCACCUGACCCGUCCCUCAUCUUCAAACAGAAAGGUCAUCUCGGCAUUGGACGACGUCGGCGCGGUUAAAUCUGAUAAAUCGUCUCCCGGUUUGUGCUACUGAAGAAAGCCGGGAAAUGUUAAAGAUGCAGGUGGUAAUAUGUUUUAUGCUGGAGAUAGCGUUGUUUUAUACUGGAGCAUGAUAAACAGACAGCUGAAAUAGUUUGCAUUGCGUGAUCGAUGUGGACGGAUCAAUAGAUAGGGAAUAGUGGAGAUGUAAGGUUAGGAAGAGCUUGCCUGAUUGGGGGGCUCAGUGUGUACAUCUCUAACAAUCCCCUUUCAACAAGGCAAGCUCGCAGCUACACAACCCCUAACAAAAGAGAGAUCACGGAGUCACAAUCUCCAACCAAUUGGGUUUCAUGGAGCAACACAUCUAGGUUUAAUAUAUUGAUGUCCAUGGACCCACAAACUAAACGAAUCCUUGGUCACAACCUCCGCUACGUACAAUUUAAGGAGGGUUCGCUGUGCCACUGACUACAAGAAAUGGGGGCCAAAUGUCCUCGUAUAUCAGUGACGUAAAUAUACAGAAAUAAAAAAACAAAUGUAUGUGAUACAUGUGCCAUGAAAGUCGCCCGAGGGCAGGAAUUCCUCGUGUGUGAGACGCCGUACCUAUAGAGGGCAGCUUGUGACAGGUAUUAUAAUGUAGUAUAUGGAAGCUAGUAGACCCAUGUGAUGCUAAGUCAACCUAAAGUAUGGAGCGGAUGUGAACAAAAAAGUGCUAUGCACUAGAUGAGAGUGCAAGUUGAUAUUCCUGUGUCAAAAAUUACUUUAUUUACCUUAAACUUGGCGGUCAAGCGUUUUAAGUUAUUUGGUCAAGUUUGAACUACAAUUAUCCAAGUUUGGACUCUAAUUGGGGUAGCCUAAACGAAUGUGAGGCUGACAUUAUAGUCAUCGGUAAUACAUAUUACAGAUAGCGAUUCUGAUAACCGAAUGCACCUGAUCAAAGGUACAGACUACCGUACCACUCGGCCGUUGGACCAUAAGUCCGGCCGGGGGUGUAUAUCAAAGUCUUCCUCGCGAUAACUGUGGCGAGAUAGAGUGAAGAAAUUUAUCUACCCAGCGAUAAAUAUCAGAUACAUCAG
Molecule: messenger RNA, 2786 nt
Organism: Pecten maximus
Lineage: Eukaryota; Metazoa; Mollusca; Bivalvia; Pectinida; Pectinidae
Product: Krueppel-like factor luna
Exons: 2
Coding region: 560-1555 (331 amino acids)
Biological process (GO): regulation of transcription by RNA polymerase II
Molecular function (GO): DNA-binding transcription factor activity, RNA polymerase II-specific; RNA polymerase II cis-regulatory region sequence-specific DNA binding
Source: RefSeq, a predicted model, not a curated record